Molecule: messenger RNA, 2540 nt
Organism: Oncorhynchus mykiss (rainbow trout)
Lineage: Eukaryota; Metazoa; Chordata; Actinopteri; Salmoniformes; Salmonidae
Product: NF-kappa-B inhibitor-interacting Ras-like protein 2
Biological process (GO): negative regulation of canonical NF-kappaB signal transduction; Ral protein signal transduction
Molecular function (GO): GTPase activity; GTPase activating protein binding; GTP binding
Source: RefSeq, a predicted model, not a curated record
GGGUCUCAUCCAAUGGAAAUAUAGGACCUGAGAGGUAGUGGCCACGUGGGUAUUUUCUGGGUACAGCUCACAAACAGAGCAGCUAUCUGAGCUCAGUGGGAAAUACAGAGGCAGAUCACCAGGAACCACAUGGCAAGAAAAGCCAGGGAGGGGGCAACUGCCAUAGCUUUUUCUUGGAAUCUUGUCAUGCUUCAGUUCAGAUCACAAUCGGAGCAAGAAAGCAGACAAUGAAGCGAAACUGAAAAUAAAGGCAAUUUUCCAAGACAAUGCCUUGCCCUUGUAAUGUUUCAUGUUCUUGAGGAAACAGGACAGUUACCACUAUCACCUGAUCAUAACAAAUUGUUGGUUGUUGAACUUGUGGCCCCCACUUUUGCUAAGAGAAAAGUUAUGACAAUUACUAGGGGUGGGAAUAUAUUAGCUAGGCUCAACGUCAUUUAUAUAUGGAUCUGGCUAGGCCUAGUUGACAACCUCGGAAAACAUUACAGUAAAAAAAUGGAUCACACUUCAGGCAUACCAAGAAGACCAUGUCAGUCAAUAGUAUGUUACCUCAUGCAAAGCCUAACUUAUAGCUGUCUCGUUGAGGUCAUCAAGACCUGAGAAUGUUCUGGAAUGACGUCACUCAGCGAGGACGAGUGGGCAGAGUGGGGCAAGAUUUGGGGGACUUUUCUGGCUCGUGCAGUUACCAAGAGACUGCUCAUCAUCAUGGGCAAGAGUUGUAAAGUGGUGGUGUGUGGUCUGGCUGCCGUUGGCAAGACUGCUGUCCUGGAGCAACUGCUGUAUGCCAAUCAUAUUGCGGGCUCAGAGCCCAUGGAGACCCUGGAGGAUAUCUAUAUUGGCUCCAUAGAAACGGACCGUGGCACUCGAGAGCAAGUGCGCUUCUACGACACCCGGGGUCUUCGUGAUGGUCUGGAGUUCCCUCGCCACUACUUCUCCUUUGCAGACGGUUUUGUCCUGGUCUACAGCAUCGACAGUAAGGAGUCCUUCAAACGCAUGGAGGCCCUCAAGAAAGACAUUGACCGCUUCCGUGAUAAGAAAGAGGUGACCAUAGUGGUGCUGGGCAACAAGCUGGACAUGCAGGAGCAGAGGAACGUGGACUCUGAGGUGGCCCAGCACUGGGCCAAGACAGAAAAGGUGCGUCUGUGGGAGGUGUCUGUGGCAGACCGGAGGACCCUCAUCGAGCCUUUUGUCCACCUGGCCAGCAAGAUGACCCAGCCCCAGAGCAAAUCAUCCUUCCCCCUCAGCCGCAAUAAGAACAAGGGGAGUGGCUCUGUCGAUAGCUGAGGGAGAAGGGGGUUGGUCGCGGGAGGCAGCGAGGGUUGAUGAAGAAUGAGAAAGAUUUCAGGAGACAGGGAGUGAAAGAGUAGGAGAGGAGAAACACAGUAGGCCGAUUAUUAGCCUAUUACAAAUACAGGAAAUUUUAGGUCUGAACGAAUGCACACUGACUGAAUCAGAAACCAAUGGUUUCAUGGAGAUUUUGACUGAUAUUUAGACUCAUAUUUGACCAUUUAGGCUGAUCUUUGAUGACAAGUAAAUGACAUCAAAAGUAACACACAUGGAUAAUCAAGAGGGUUGUUUGUAUCAUGGAGGAUACAUAAGGGUUUAUAUUACUGUUAGUUAAUCAGGAGAUUUGUUACACUACUGGCAUGCCAUCUACUCAGAUGAAAUAUGGCAACUAUUUUAGCAUGGAUGAUCUGCAUUUUAUUUUAAGUUACAGUACAUGAAACAAAUCCAUAUUUUGGAGAAUUAAAAAAACAUUCCUCUAUUCUUUUAGAGAUGUCAGAAAACAUGUUACUUCCUUUUGAGAUCGCUUUGAGUUUUAAAAUGACAUUAUUGUCUAAAGAUUUAAAUUGUUGUGACAGACUAGCAGUCUUAUGUGAUGUCCCUUGGUGAGCAGGGUGUUUGAUGAGCUUCCUGCCUGCUGGACAGGCCCUGAUGUGGCGACUGAGAGAAAGAGGCUUGCCUUGACUGUUAUAUCUAUGGAGCUCUUGACCACAGCCCAAGCACGCUGAAUUAUCUGUACUUUAUCAGAAACUCCUUACUGUCCUUGAAAACCAUGGGGUGUCCUUGAUCUUUGUUACUGAGCUGUUAAACACCAUGUUGGUCAGACGAAAUGCAAAUGUAUUUCAUUUUCAAAUUGUUUGUCUGACCGAAGCCCUUUAAUGCCAUAUCAGGGUCCAUAGUUAUUGUGCAACAUUUCAUGUGUGUGUCGCUGAACAAGAAAGAUGCCGUGGCCUAGUUUGGAUGUAGUUUUUUUGCUUUGUGACUAUUCACAGAUCUUUAUAUUUGUAUUAUGUUUUUGACGUUGUGAAUUUGCAUCUUUAUGUCUGUAAAAUUGAAGUGCAUAUUAUUUUCAUUUUUAUUGGGGCAUUUAUACUGAUGCAAUAUAGAGCACAGUAUUCAUCUUUUAAAAUGUUCUGGAGACUGGAUAAUCUUUUGCAUGCCGUGUAAACAAAUUAAAAGAUUCCCUCUGCAUCUAAGUUGAGGCUGUUGUGUAUAUCUUUUAUUUGCAUGAUUUAUGAAGUAAUUAAACAUAAUACAAA